UCCACUUCCAAGUCCCAAAUAAGAGCAACUUAUGGAGUUGGGCAACACUUCCAUUCUCGUCAUCUUCCUCACUGUGCUCAGUUUACUCCAACCUUUGAAUUCCAAAACUAUAGAUGUGGAUGAAGCUGCAGUAUGGACAAACCCAAGUGUUCAUAUAGGCGACUCUCUGUCUUUCAAAUACGAAAAUGGCUACAACCUCUAUAUUUUUCACGACAGAAAAGCUUUCAGUCUCUGCAAUUUCACUCAAGCCACGCUUCUCCGCAAACCCAACUCCACCUCUUUCAUGUGGAGCCCAAAUCGGUCUGGUUUUUUCUACUUCUCUUACAACUUCAACAAUGGCUCUCUCAAGGCCUGUAACGAAGGAAAGAAACUAGCCAUCAAGGUUAUUCCACCACCGGCAACGGACAAAUGGGCUUUAUCGCCGGAACUUUCACCAGAAGCUGCACCAUCUCCGAUCUCCGGUGGAAUUGUCCCUUCCACUCCGGCUUUCCGGUGGCCGUUUCAUCGUCAUCAACAUCAAGGAAGUUCACCUAGUCCGGCACCAAGCGUAAUCCCUCCGCCCAAGAUUCCGUCCAUAGUGCCGGACACGGGUGGCGGCAUUCCCUUCAUUAACAGUAAUCCGGCGAUGCCUCUCCCUACUGGUAAACCGGACUCUACAACAGAUCACCCGCUGGCCAUGUCUGGUCAUGGAGGAGGAAAGGUGCAUGUGGUGUGGUUGCUUGCAGUUCAAAUUACUCUCUGGUGCUUGAUUUGGGUUACUCUGUAAAAAGAGUGAUGGGGGGUCAUGGGUAGGGUUUGGUUAAUUCAAAGAAAGGCAGGAAAGAGAUUAGACAGAGGUGGGGCUCUGUUUAAAACUGCUUUAGUCCCCCCCCUUCCCCCACUGUAAUCAAUUAUGUGAUAGUUUAGGAGAGCUUAUGAUGUAUUGUACUCCAUUAAUGAGAAAUUAAGUAGAACUUAUAGUCUCUGUGCUUGAUUAGCUUUGAUGGGGGGACGGGGAUUUGGGAAAGAAAAGCUAAAGUUGUGUGCCCCAGUCUCCCUAUCUUGUAAUCAUUGCAAGCAUUUUUUCAUCUUUCUUC
Molecule: messenger RNA, 1076 nt
Organism: Telopea speciosissima
Lineage: Eukaryota; Viridiplantae; Streptophyta; Magnoliopsida; Proteales; Proteaceae
Exons: 5
Coding region: 32-766 (244 amino acids)
Source: RefSeq, a predicted model, not a curated record